Bombina bombina (fire-bellied toad) is the source of this 1288-nucleotide messenger RNA. RefSeq names its product transcription factor Sp3. Lineage: Eukaryota; Metazoa; Chordata; Amphibia; Anura; Bombinatoridae. Gene Ontology annotation, molecular function: DNA-binding transcription factor activity, RNA polymerase II-specific; RNA polymerase II cis-regulatory region sequence-specific DNA binding. The record is from RefSeq and is a predicted model, not a curated record. Gene Ontology annotation, biological process: regulation of transcription by RNA polymerase II.
AAUGAGGAUUUGACAUCAGUGCAGAUAUCUGGCGGCCCCAAUAGAUGGGAAGUAUUGACUCCAGCCCAGGCUGCAUUAAAGGAUGAAUCUGGUAACAUAGUGCAACUUCCUGGAGGGGCUACAGUAACAUCAAGUGGACAGUAUGUGCUUCAGUCUUUGCAAAACCAACAUCUGUUUUCUGUAGCAGGGUCAGAUACUGCUAAUGGUACAUUAUCUAAUGUUCAAUAUCAAGUCAUACCACAACUACAAACAACUGAUGGCCAGCAGGUUCAGCUUGGAUUUACCACAACCUCUGAUAACGGUGGCUUAGAUCAAGAAUCUGGUCAGAUACAAAUAAUUCCUGGAAAUCAUUUGUCCAGUCAAAAUAUAUUAACACAAGCUGGUCAGAUUCAAGGAGUUACAAUUGGAGGUUCUUCAUACUCUGGCCAAACCCAGGUUGUUGCUAAUGUCCCCAUUGGACUUCCUGGUAAUAUCACAUUUGUUCCAAUAAACAGUGUUGAUCUAGAUUCAUUGGGCCUUUCCGGUAGCUCUGAAGCCAUGACAGCUGGCAUUACAUCAGACGGACAUUUAAUAAAUGCAGGUCAGGCUAUGGAUGGCUCUGAUACCCCUGAAAGCACUGCAGAACGUGAACAUAUUUCUCCUGAAGCUAUUGAUGCUAAUUCAGAUACAGAUUUGUUUGUGCCAACAUCUUCUUCAUCUCAGCUUCCUGUUACUAUAGACAGUGCUGCAAUGCUCCAUCAAAGUGCUGACAGUCCAAGUGGACAUGUGCAAGCUUCUGAUCUGCAGGGGAACUAUAUUCAAGCUUCAGUUCAUGAUGAACAGAAUCUACAGGUGUCAACAUCACAAACAAUGGUACAACAAAUCCAGCUACAUGAAAGCCAGCAACAGACAAAUCAAGCCCAGCUUGUGCAGAGUAUUGCACAGCAGGCACUCCAAGCUGUUCAAGCAGGUGGUCAAGGCAUAUCAUCACAAGCCCUGCAAAACCUUCAAUUGCAACUUAAUCCAGGAACAUUCUUAAUUCAGGCUCAAACAGUGACUCCAUCAGGACAGAUUGCGUGGCAAACCUUUCAAGUUCAAGGAGUACAGAACUUGCAGAACUUACAGAUACAGAAUUCCUCUGCUCAACAAAUAACCCUGACUCCAGUGCAAACUCUCACACUUGCAGGAGGGGGAACACCAGUUAGCUUGAGCACUGGUCAGUUGCCAAACCUACAAACUGUUACAGUAAACUCUGUUGAUGCAACAGGUAUCCAUUUACAGCAUGGAGAUAAUUCGGAUAGCCCAACAG